This is a messenger RNA of Xenopus laevis (African clawed frog), 5709 nucleotides long. Its product is annotated as interferon-induced very large GTPase 1-like. Lineage: Eukaryota; Metazoa; Chordata; Amphibia; Anura; Pipidae. The record is from RefSeq and is a predicted model, not a curated record.
UUAUACUGCAUACUGGCUUCUAGCAGUGACGCUUCUACAUCUGCCGGUAGCCCAGCUUGCACUAUGGUUAAAAGGAACAUUCCAGGAAUCUGAAAGUUUUAUGAAAUCACCUUUCCUAUCCAUUUUAUCUCAUGUGAUCUUUGGCUGAGAGGAUUACAGGACGAAACACUAGUUGAAGUUUGCGCUGGAAAAAGAAAACAUGAAUACGAUUGGAGAAGAAGAAAGCCAGCCUGAUUUCAACAAAGAAAAUGAGGAAAAAGGAGAUAAUGAAAACAUGAAUACGAUUGGAGAAGAACAAAACCAUCCUGAUGUCAAAAAAGAAAAUGAGGAAAAAGGACAUAAUGAAAACAUGAAUACGAUUAGAGAAGAAGAAAACCAUCCUGAUGUCAAAAAAGAAAAUGAGGAAAAAGGACAUAAUGAAAACAUGAAUACGAUUGGAGAAGAAGAAAACCAUCCUGAUGUCAAAAAAGAAAAUGAGGAAAAAGGACAUAAUGAAAACAUGAAUACGAUUGGAGAAGAAGAAAACCAUCCUGAUGUCAAAAAAGAAAAUGAGGAAAAAGGACAUAAUAAAAACAUGAAUACGAUUGGAGAAGAACAAAACCAUCCUGAUGUCAAAAAAGAAAAUGAGGAAAAAGGACAUAAUAAAAACAUGAAUACGAUUGGAGAAGAAGAAAACCAUCCUGAUGUCAAAAAAGAAAAUGAGGAAAAAGGACAUAAUAAAAACAUGAAUACGAUUGGAGAAGAAGAAAACCAUCCUGAUGUCAAAAAAGAAAAUGAGGAAAAAGGACAUAAUGAUAAGAAAAUUUCCCUUGGAGAGCUCCUGGCAAAAAUGAAAAUGGAAUCAUUUCAAUCUAAUAAAUUGUCUUUGUUUACAUUUCUUCAGAUUGGAGCAGAAAGUUCCGAAACAAUGGACUCUUACUCCAAUGAAUCCUUAGCCUGGCAUUUCAUCCAUAAAAUAAUUGCAUUAAAUGGAACAGCAAGGAACAUAGGUCUAAAUAAUGAAAACAGUAGCCAAACAUUUGAUGAUUAUUUGAAUGAUGAUUUAGCUUGGGACAAUUCAAGCAAAGUUUCUAAUUCAAUUCACCCUCUUGAUGUUCUUGCUGUCAUCCUCCAUUGUUCAGAUCAUUUUUUGCAGCAGGAAAUAUUUACAAAAAUGUCCCUCUGCCAGUUUGCAGUCCCUUUAUUGCUCCCAAAAACGGAUGGUCUGAAUUUCACCUUCAUGCUGUGGGUAAUGAGAGACAUUGUUAAACGAUGGAGACCAGAAUCAUUAUCAGAGAGCAAGGGCUUUAGAGAAGAAAACCUGGUCCAAAUAAAAAUGCCAACAUUCUCUUUUGUAAGACUGGGACAAAGUAAAUUAUCUAAGUCGAAAACUUUGAAUCAAGUUCUUAGUCCAACUUAUCUCAACCAUAACUGGUUUGUCCAUGAUAAUAUGGAAGGAGGGAAUAGUAUAAGGACAGUGUCUGAUGGAUUAGUAGAAAUAGCUUGGUAUUUUCCUGGGGGUAACAGGAGCUCAGAUAUUUUUCCUGAACCUGUUGCAGCUUCAAAUUUACGUGGAAACAUUGAGAGUAAUUUAAAACAAUUUGAUUUUCUAACACAAAUAUCAUCAGCAGUUUUUAUAUUUAUUCAAACUAUCAAUGAAAAUCAGUAUGAAUUACUGCUGAAGUAUAAAAAAACAAACACAAAGUUUGUCCUUAUUAUAAUACCAAAAUAUGAUAAACUGGACAAAGACACAAGAGAAUUUCUGAAGACACUGACCUCAGUGUUUAAUAAGGUAACUGUCUUAGUGUUUGAUAAGGCAACUACUGAAGCUGCAUUUGUGAAAAGGAUUCAAUCAACUCUUUCCAGCAUGAUAAAACUAUAUUCAAAUCCCCAUAGCAUAGAGGACAUGGCACAUGCAGCAUCUACCAUGGGAUUCAUUAUCGAUGAAAAUAGGAAGGAAUGUCAGGCUGCAAAAGCAGAAGCCAAAGUAAUAACAGAUGAGAUAAUGGAUGUGGUUGAAUACAAGAGACAUACUAUGAAACUGCAAGGGGAGCCUCUGAGAGAACUGGCCAGAUUAGAAAAAGAAAUGUGUCAAAUGAAGAGACAAGGUAAUGAUAGCUCGGAACACUACAAAUCCAAACUAAUAAAUAAACAUGCCAUGAUACGGGCACAGCAAUGUCGCUGUGAGGUUCCAUCCGGCAUACAGAAAUUUAUUAAAGCAAUAGAGAACAAAAACUCUGUAGAAAAACAAUAUUUCUUAAAAUGGAUUCGAUUUUACCUUGAUUUAACUGCAAGACAGAACCUCUCACUGUUGCAAGCAGAAUACAAACAGAAAUAUAAUACUGCCAGUAAAGAAAUGCUCUCAGCACUGGACAAGAAAAUAUCAGACACCUCGCUGGGAAUUGAACAUUUCCUAAGGGAACUGGGUCAAAUGUAUGAGGCUGACUAUUUUACAAUUAAAGAUUUAAAUAAAAGAAAAUUCAGAGAAUUACCAGGAAUCGCAGCUGAUCUUUUAUUAGAUGGAUUCCCACUGGAACUGAUUGAUGGAGAUGUCUCAAAUAUCCCUCUGCAGUGGAUAAAAGAUGUCCUUACUCAGCUGGAUAAAAAAACAGGCAAGAAAUGCAGAAUAAGAGCAAUUACAGUCCUUGGAGUACAGAGUACAGGCAAAUCCACACUAUUAAACACCAUGUUUGGGUUACAGUUCCCUGUGGCUAAUGGACGAUGCACUCGAGGAGCCUUUAUGUCACUAAUUAAAGUGAAAAGAAACUUUCAGAGGGAGUUGGGUUGUGAGUUUAUUCUGGUCAUUGAUACUGAAGGUUUGAAAGCUCCUGAGCUGGCUUUUUUGGAUGAGAGUUAUGAACAUGACAAUGAGUUGGCUACACUAGUAGUUGGAUUGAGCGAUAUUACUAUAUUUAAUAUGGCCAUGGAAAACACCACUGAAAUGAAAGAUACAUUGCAGAUUGUUGUCCAUGCCUUUCUCAGGAUGAAGGAAGUUGGCAAAAAGCCAAACUGCCAGUUCGUACAUCAGAAUGUGAGUGAUGUCUCUGCUCAUGAAAAGAACAUGAGAGACAGAAAACGAUUCCUUGAACAGCUGAAUGAAAUGACUGGAAUUGCUGCAAAAAUGGAGAAGAAAUAUACAAUAAAUAAAUUCUCUGACAUUAUGGAGUAUGAUCUAGAGAGACACAACUGGUACAUUCCUGGGUUAUGGCAUGGAGUCCCACCAAUGGCCCCAGUAAAUACUGGCUAUAGCAAUAGCAUCAAUGAACUUAAAACACAUCUACUUGAAAUUAUGCAGACAAGUAAGGCUGUUAAUAUAGUGGAAUAUAUCACAUGGAUAUCAAGUUUGUGGAAUGCUGUAAAACAUGAGAACUUUAUAUUCAGUUUUCGGAACAGUCUAGUAGCUAAAGCCUACAAUCAGCUGGCCAAGAGAUAUUCUGAGCUGGAGUGGGAAUUUGAUAAAACAAUGCUUGAAUGGGUGACUAGAACAGAAACAGUGAUCAAAAAUCAGUCACUAAAUACAGUGGAAGAAAAAGCCAAAGAGUGUAUCAAUGAUGCCCACUAUAUUCUCUCAAAAGAGGAAAAAACUAUGCAAUCUGCACUUGAGGACUAUUUUAAAAAAGAAACAGAUGUCUUACCUUUAAUAGAGCGAUAUAGAGAGGAUUUUUUUAACAGUAUAAAAAAUCAUAGGAAAAAGCAUGAAUCUGUGACUAUUAGCAAAGUAGAAGAGACCAUUGUUAUACAGAAAGAGAAACACAAGAUCCAAUGUGUACAAGACAGAUACAUAGAAACCAUUGAAAGAAAAGUCACCUGCCUUCUAGAAGAUUGCAGAAAUAAACAUCAUCAACUUACUGAAAUAGAACUAAAUCUAGAGUUCGAGAGGAUGUGGGCAAACACCAUUUCAGAGUUAAAAAUUACUCGGUUACAAAGAUCCAACAUUGAGAGCAAAAUGCUGGAAAUUAUUACUAAAGACAUGAAAACCAGAGGGUCAUUUAUCAAUGAAAAGUUACAACAACUCAAAAGGCUUCCAAGAGCAAAUGAGAAAUUAGUGAUAAACUCUCAGUCUUUAACAGACUCCAUUGCCAAAGUUUGGAAAUAUAUUGUUGGACGUUCCAGUGAGCCUAAGAAUCCUACUAUAGAAGAUACUUUUGCAAACACUGUGUUAAACACAUGUUCUCAGUAUGUUAAAAGACAGGUCACAUGUGAUGCUGAUUAUAAUGAUGCAUAUUGCUGGGAACUUGUGAAAAUAAUCAAUAAUAUGUGUGAAAAGAAUGAUAGGAAGGGCUUGCAGUUACAUGCAGAGUAUGAGUUGAAUUUGAAACUCUGUGCUUUGGGAAAUGCUGCAGAACAUUUCCAACAUAUGCACGAUGAGUUCAUCAGAAAAAAUGACCCACUUUUCCGUCUUACAGCUUUGAAAUCUACAUAUUUAGCCACGUUCAAAAACACCUUUCAAGAAAAAGAUGAGAGCUUUAACAGAGCGAAACGUUUCUGUGAAUCCUGCAUCAAGCCGGCUCUGGCCGAUCAGAUUAAUAGAAUACUUGGAAUAAAAAUAGUAGAUGAUAUUUUAUCAAGUAGUGACUCCUUAGUGUUUAAACAGAGAACUUUCUUCCAAUACAAAAUGCUGAGCACCUUAAUAAAACAUAAAAAUAUCAAUGAUUACAUAAAAUAUACAGAGGAUUAUGGACAAUUUGUCAAAAUCUGGAUAGAGAAAUACAUUGCCAAUACAUAUACAAACUUUCAUUCUUUGCAGUUCAACGUACUUUCUGGAGCCAUACAGAGAAUAAAUGAAGUUCUGAGGGAUACAGAAAUUGUAGAAUGUAAAAGUGUGAGUGAUUUUCUUGAAAUGUUUUGUGCCAAGUUAGAUCAAGAUUUGGCUCUAAAUCAGGAUGAAAUGAAGGCAAUUGUUUUUAAAACAACAGCACCUAUUAAAGAAUUUACUGAUAACAUCUGCUUGUUUCUUAAUGACAUGGAAGAAGUAUUAAAGUCAGAGAUAAAAGAUCAGGACAGAGAAUCUCUGCAUUGCAAACUGACAAUUAAGCCAGAGGAAGAAUUGUUUAAAAAGGUGAUUGGAUGUGGGAAGCAGUGCCCAUUCUGUAAGGUGCCCUGUGAGGCUGGGGCUACUGAGCACAAUAAACACUUUGCAACUAUACACCGACCUCAGGGUUUAGGAAGAUACAGGUACCAUGAUACAAAGAUUCUGGCACAUGAAAUAUGUUCCACUGAGGUAGUAAGCAAUAAAUCAUUCAGCAAUUCAGAUACAAAAGAAAAAUGGCAUCCAUUCAAAGAUUAUUGCACUUAUUACCCUGACUGGGCCAUUCAACCCGACCCAAGCAUUGAUGCAUCCGACUACUGGAAAUUCAUUCUUAAGGAGUUUAAUAAAGAAUUUGCAAACGUUUAUGCAGCUAAACCAGCUGAAAUACCAGAUAGUACCUGGCAAGAAAUAACUGAAGAACAAGCUAUAGAAAGUCUCAAGAAAACUUUUAAUCUGCAAUGAAAGUGUCUACUUAAGAAAGGGUGAAUCUAGAUUAAUCUAAAUAAAAAAUAGUUUAGCCAAAGAUAUUAUUUCUCUUAUAUUUCUAUACUUCUACUUUGAUUUUAGAAUUGAGGUAUAGCUGUCAUAAAAGGAAUUAAAUAGAUGCCUUUUAAAAGUUAUGUUUAUGCAAGUUUUGAUGACACAUUUUAGUUUAUUCCUGCCUGAUAUAACAAUACUGUAUGAAUAUUAUCUCUUUUGAG